CAUCCAACCCCUUUCAUCUUGUCUUCCUCUCCACUCUCAAAUUAUUAACAAUGGAAUCUGAGCUUUCCUUCAUCUUCUGCUCCAUUUUCUUCUCUUUUACCCUUCUGUUUUGUUUAUUCUCUUUGAUGAUUUUCCUGUUGAGACUCAAGUUUGGGUGUGGCUGCGAAAUCUGCCGGGCUUUCCUCAACUCCAGUUGGUCCAAAGAAUUCGAUAAUAUCUGUGACUGGUACACUCAUCUUCUCCGGAAGUCAACUACAGGCACCAUCCACAUCCACGUUCUCGGAAACACCAUCACCGUAAACCCUGCGAACGUCGAACACAUUCUCAAGACGAGGUUCGAUAACUACCCAAAGGGGAAACCUUUCUCAGUGAUCUUAGGCGAUCUUCUCGGUAAAGGUAUCUUCAAUGUCGAUGGUGAUUCCUGGAAGUUUCAGAGGAAAAUGGCGAGCCUGGAACUCGGUAGCGUGUCAAUAAGACUCUACGCUUUUGAACUUGUCAAAGUGGAGAUCCAAACCAGGCUGAUCCCUCUCCUAUCGUCGUUUUCCAGAAACGGUGACGUUCUAGACUUACAAGAUGUUUUCCGGCGGUUUUCUUUCGACAACAUUUGCAAGUUCUCCUUCGGGAUUGACCCUGGUUGUCUCAAUUUAUCCUUGCCAAUCUCGAAACUCGCCGUUGCUUUUGAUGUGGCGUCUAAAUUAUCAGCUGAAAGAGCCCUGACGGUGUCGCCGAUUGUAUGGAAGGCGAAAAAGCUACUGAAUUUAGGAUCGGAGAAGCAGCUGAAAGAAGCUAUCAAAAUGGUAGACCAAUUAGCAGAGGGAAUGAUAAACCACCGCCGGAAGAUGGGGUUCGCAAACAAGAACGAUCUUUUAUCAAGAUUCAUGGGGACCAUCGACGACGAUAAGUAUCUCCGAGACAUAGUCAUCAGCUUCUUGUUAGCCGGCCGCGACACAAUCGCCUCCGGACUGACUAGCUUCUUCUGGUUGUUAUCACAACACUCUGAAGUUGAGUCAGCCAUUCGGGACGAAUUGGAUCGAGUCAUGGGUCCGAGUCAGGAACUCGAAAGCUUUGAGUCCAUGAGAGAACUGCAUUAUCUACAUGCUGCUUUGCAUGAGAGCAUGAGGCUAUUUCCACCGGUGCAAUUUGAUUCAAAGUUCGCUGAAAAGGACGACGUUUUACCUGAUGGAACAUUUGUCAAGAGUGGCACCAGGGUCACCUACCAUCCGUAUGCAAUGGGUCGGAUGGAGCGGGUUUGGGGAUCCGACAGUCUUGAAUUCAUACCAGAUAGGUGGUUGCAAAAUGGGAGGUUUGUCCAGGAAAAUCCGUUCAAGUAUCCGGUCUUCCAAGCCGGGCUUAGGGUUUGUCUGGGCAAGGAAAUGGCACUAGUGGAGAUGAAAUGCGUGGCCGUUGCGCUCCUCAGGCGGUUCAACAUCCGGAUAGCGGAUCCGGUUCAAGCCCCGAGGUUUGUCCCUGGGCUAACCGCCACCAUUAAAGGUGGCUUACCGGUUAUUGUUGAAGAAAAUUAAUACCGGAGGGUUAAUCAUGCAUGAUGCAAAUUAAGCGUCCGGGCUGGCCGGCGCAUGUUAGCAUUUUGUAGUGGGUAACUGCUAACAUACACUGACCAAUGUGGAGGAAUGUGGGGGGGAGAAGAUAAGAUGUAGGAUCAAAUAAUUAUGUGGAGGGUUGUAUUUUGGCCUUUUUGGAUUAGGUACUGGUUCUAUUAGUGUACAUGCAAAUAUAUGUAUUAUAUGGAAGAAGUAGAAGUCUGUUUUCUGGGGAACAGGAAUGCAGGACUUUUGUAUAAGAUAAGUUCCUGCAUCUGUUUCUAGAUAUUUUUUAAUUUGGCGCCCAAUGCAAGGUCAUAUCUUCAAUGAAGAAGAAAAGGGGUCGAAGGGUGAGGAUGUGAAAUAUCAUUGAAUACCUUACCUUCCAUAUAGAAAUUUGUUGUUGCAGCAACAUUUACCAAGUUUCUAUUUCUCUCCACAUUUCUUCCUUCAAACUGGAAAUUCCAAUUCCUAUGUAAUCAUAAGAGAUAUCUUCAGCUACUGGCAUCAGCUCAAUUUGUUGAUCGAUAUCAUCACAUCCGAAUUCGAACCCCAACUGUUUUGAAGAAUCUUAAAUAAUUUGGCGUAUAAUCUACAAAACAGACAGUAGUUUAUGUUAAGCCACAGAAAGUCAUAGAAUCUGUUGGAGUUCAGAAGCAAGAAAACAGAAGGUGAAAAUCAAGCAGAGGGCAGAAACAGAGGAAAAACCAGAAAAAAACAUAAAGAGGGAACAUAAAGACCAUACAUACAUCGGUCUUCUCCUUUUAUUGUAUAUAUAUUUUGUACAUUGAUAGUAAGUGAAGGUGAACAACUUAUAUAAAAGAUCUUGUGCAUA
Molecule: messenger RNA, 2376 nt
Organism: Rubroshorea leprosula
Lineage: Eukaryota; Viridiplantae; Streptophyta; Magnoliopsida; Malvales; Dipterocarpaceae
Source: the annotation of a GenBank genome assembly